Molecule: messenger RNA, 5674 nt
Organism: Lineus longissimus
Lineage: Eukaryota; Metazoa; Nemertea; Pilidiophora; Heteronemertea; Lineidae
Exons: 7
Coding region: 1-5331 (1776 amino acids)
Source: RefSeq, a predicted model, not a curated record
AUGGAGCAAGAAGAAGAUGAAAAUGAGUUCUAUUUUGUAAAGGAACCAAUAAUGAAACAAAUGAGAGAAAAUCAAGCAGUCAGUUCGCCGGGAAGGCGAGGAAUCCUCUGCGAUUUGAACCAACAACAAAUGACUGGACCGAAAAAUGAAAAUCCUGCUUCUGCUCAACAUGCCUGGGCUUGUCACAAUGCAGUGGAAAAGGUCGGCUCGGACCUGUCCGUUGAUUGUUUCCACGUGCCACUCCAAUUCUGUGAUGAUGAUGAUGAAGUCUUCUUUGGUCCGAUCAGCGAGAAGGAGAGGAGGCGUGCGAAGAAAUUUGCAUCGAGGAAAACCAUUGUGUUUGAUCCAGGUUUCAGACAUGAUAAGAGGACGCCUCGUAGGACCAUUGAUCCCAAUGAAAUGAGGCUCCAGGGAAUCAAGGAGGGGGAUGAAAAUAGCCCGACGCUGUCAGCUAUGGAGAAGGAGCCCUUCCCAGGCAAAAAGGGGUAUUCCAGUCUGUCUUCGAUGUCUAGUGUUGGAAGUGUCAAUAUUACACUUCCAAAAUACUCAACUGAGUCGAAUUCGAUCGCGAUGCACAGCUCCUGUAGUUUGGCCUCCCAGCGCAUCUCAGAUAACAAGGCUAAAUUGAAUCUUGACAGUUUCGAAACUAUACCCCUUGGCCUUGACACUGUUGAUUCAGAAUCUGAUUUCCUGCCUGUUGUGAAUGCUAGAAGAAGUGAAAUGAGCUUGGAUAGUCUUAACAUUACAAGGGACAGUCUUGAAUCAACCAAGGUGUCGUACUUGCCUGAAACUGCAUUUCCAGCUGCAUCUGAUAAAAAGUCAGAUCUUCAUCACAGCUGGUCCAAUCCAACCCACACUCCAGGAGGUACCCGUAGAGAGUCACAACGCCAGGUGCAGGAGUAUCUUACCUAUUUAGAGAGUACUUCAUCUUGCAGUGCUUUCUCUGAUGAUGCUGCCAGCCCAGAUCCCAAUGGCCACAGCAAAAUUUCAGUGAAAGAUGCUUGUCAUGCUUUGUUAUCUUUGCAAAUAGCUGGUGACGAUGAUAACAACUCAAAAGAAGAUUCGAUAGUACCAGCUUGUCUUGUCCCAAGUGAGGAGAAACUCAAGAAUUGUUCAGCAGUAGAAUUGCGCAAUGAAAUCCCAACAGAUGAAGAUAAAGGCACCAAGACCCCAGACACUUCAACCUCUGUCAGUGAAUUUGGUGGGAGUGCUUCAACUUGCAGUUCGUCGCUAUUGUGGCAUCAGUGCUCUCACUCUGAUUGCACCUCGUCGGGUUCUUCAUGUUCCUACGUCACUAGUUCAGCCAAUGAGAGCGAGGAGAUAGAUGGCAGUGAUGAUGAUGAAGAUGAACCCUUGGCACGGCGCAAACUCUUCCUCGAGUCUACAUCCCCUGUCAGCGGCUCCGCAACACGCUCUCAAAGUAAAUCUUCGUCAUUCAAUUUACCGAGUUAUGAUGGUCAGAUAAGCGACUUUGUGGAUGCCGAAACAAUCGUUGCCGUCUCUAUUCAAACCGUUGAAGAUGCCAAUGCUCCAGAUGACUUCGUACCAGAGACUUGCAAAAUCAGCGCCACUGAUGUACCCUUUGAUAACGCUCAAAGUGAAUGCCAAACCUCCAGGGAUGUGCCAGCCAAGAGUCCAGUCAAUGAAACUCCCGAUUUACCAGGCAAGAUGCUAUCUGCAAAAAAAGGUCUCCCAGCAUAUCUAGAGCUGCUAAAAGUUGAAGACAUCACUGCCGACUCGGAAGUGAUAGAAAAAGAUUUAGACAUCAUUGAAAAUAUUGAGUGUGAAGCUGUUCCACAGUUGUUGGCUAAGAUACCCGCUGACAGCAAAACUUUUGAAACAACUCAUGUUGCUGAAGUUAACACUGUCGAUUCUUCAUCAGAUGAUGGGAUUUGGAAUGAAACCGUUGAUUCUCGUGACGGUAGCAGUUUUUCUGACUCGUCACAGGAUGAGGUUGUGUUCCAUUACUAUAGCAACAAUAAACGGACCCUCGGCACCUGUAUUGAAGAAGAAGAAGAAGAUGAAGAAGCAGAAGAGGAAGUUGCAGACGUACAAGAAGAGACUGCCAUUAUCCUUGCAUCGCUUGCGGGACAGACUGAAAAUGAUCUGUGCAGGAUUAGGAACCAAAGCACCCUGACGUCUAUCCUUCUUGAUAGCCUGGAAUAUUCUGCAGACAGCAUUAAGAUGAAUUCAGUUGUUGCUAUUCAUCCUCCUGGCCAAGAAACUGAGCAGAAAGAUGCCAUGGGUGAAAUAAAGAGAAAAGGAAGUUGCAUUGAUGCCAAGUCUCCUCGGGAAGCUACACGUACCUCCAAGAAAAUGUGUAACACUCCUGCAAAAGAACAGGCCAUUGAUAUUUCAAAUGUUUCCGACUCCGAAUGUCCCACACCAGAAUCUCCCAAGGACGAGGCAAUCAAAGAUGAGUGCACUCCGAGUCAACCAUCUUCUCUUACAAGUCUCAGUCACACACUAACGGGCAGUGUGGCUUUAUGUAAUGGUGUCCACUCAGUCGGGCUUUAUAGUCCAAGGGUGAGAUUUGGAAGCACUUCAUCGGAGGAUGCGCUUUGCACCAAUAAGUUGAGGCCUAGUUCAACAACAAGCACAGCUUCGGAUAGUUCCUCUGACUGCAUCGUCAUCUCGCCGGAGGGAAAAUCGAAUAAGCCUGUUGAUUCAGAAGAUGCUAUCAAAAUAAUUGAGUUGUCAUCGGACAGUGACUCGGAGUGUGAGAUGUUUGAGGAGAAUCGACUUGAUGUCCAUGAGUCCCUGUAUUCCACUGUCAGGUGUCCUCGUGCCAGCGAUGAAAUCAGCGAUGUGUCCAAUUUUUUCAGCAUGCCUUUUGCAGGUUAUGCGUCAGUCAAGGUGAAAACAGAACCAAUGGAGUCAUUGGAAAGCAAGCAUAUGAAUCAAAAUGAAAUGAGUAGCGGUGAUUCGUCUGACUCAAGUUUUGAAGUUGUGUCUGAAAAUGAGACCAAGGCAGGUCCUGUAAAGGAGCCGGUGGAAAGUGAAUCUGUAGAGGUGUCUAAGAGCUCUGCUCGAAUUGUUGCAGAGCUAGUAGAAGCUGCAGAGGAAGAGAGCUUUCAUCAACCGAAGCCAGAUGGUGUGACGGUCCAGGCAAGAACCGAGGCCGAAUUUGAGAUAUUGGGUGUCUCCAAAACAUGUGCUUACUUUUCUGCUCUUAGUAUUGAACCAGAUCCCGAAGAUAAAGAUAUUGUUCCAGAGCAGUUGGCAACUUUAGAGAAUGCUGUGGUUCAGAAUGAAAAGAAAACGUCAUUGGAAUUUGAAGCCGUCUACUCGAACUGGACUCCUAUUGACGUCAAGGAGGAACCGAUUGAUUUGGCUGGGGAGGAAAAGGACGUCACAGCUACUGAUGGAGAAGCAGAGAAGUCUGAGUCGCUUAGAGUUAUGGAAGCUACUACUACGCAUCCCAUCGCAUCUGCUGCGUCUAUGACCAAUGUUUCCAUCAUGAAUUGCCUGGUUGACUCGGGACCACACUCUUGGAUGGACCUCCCUCAUGACAUCAGGAGUAUCACAUCAUGCGAAAUAGGUUCAAAGUGGACCGAUCUUGGUCCGAUGAGCUCAGAAUCAAAAACUUUGCAAACUACUGACAAUGAUCAACAAAAUAUGUCGGACCUCUUAAGCGUCAGUAACGAUUCUGCCGUCCAGAGCCUUGAACACAUUUCCACUGAUGAUGCGAUUCCAUGGAAUGGUGGAAGGUUGGAGGGGCGUACUCCGUCCAGUUUCAGCGAAAGCAGCCAAGAGGACUCCGGAGAGCAUGAGGAUGUUCCACUUCAAGUGUCAAGCCCAAAUGCAAAUUUGGAAGUGUUCGGAGCAGAGACCCUACAGUCAAUGCAUACAUCACAGGCAUUCCCAUCAUUAGGUGCUCUACCGUCUGUGGCGUUUGGCUCACCUAAUAGUUGGUUCUUCCCUCCUCAGAGUUUGACCUCUGCUGAUAUAUCUCCUGAGAGAAAAUGUGACCCUCAUGUUCAGAUAAAGAAUGAAUCUUGCUCCGGUUUCUUCUCCUAUGUUGCAAAACAAAACGAACCAUCUUCACCACCAUUUAUAAAACAAGAGCCUGAACCAGAAUCCCCGGCAGGAGCAAUUGUAUCCAGCUGUGAACAGAUGCAACCAUUUAAGCAAUGUUCCUCCGACAAAGUCGAUGGACUCACUACUGGCAUAUCUUUUAUCAGAAGUGUUGAGGAUGAUUAUAGUCAUGGUCAUCACUUCAAACAGGAAGACGAUCGUAUCAAACGUGAAGAUAUGAACAGGCCGGUUCCCAUUCUGCAAGCGCUAGACAUGCCUGCUCACAUUACACCAGCCGAAUCAAGUGAUGAGAAGCAUGUGUUUACGUCUGUGAGCGAUGUGGAUUUCAACACGAUGAUGGAUAUUGAUGAAGUUGAAGCGUGUGAGCCGGAGGGAUAUCUGAGCCUCGUCAGUCGUGCUGUCCUUCUCGGUUCAACCGAUCGGGAGUAUGAUGCUGUGUCAUCGUCUGACAAAAUUUCCUCAGCACGGCCAGAUGGAGACAAUAAUGUAGCUGGAUCUGGUCGAACACUCGAGGAGAAACUCAGAGAACUUAAACGACUACAAGACGAGAAGAUGAAGCUGAAAGAAAAAAUUGAAAAUGCUAAGUCGCCCUGCUCGAAACAAAAGACAAAUAUCUUCAAACAGCCUAACGCAGAACCUCCUCGAUCGGCCAUGAAGAAAACUGCCCAUCCAGUUUUAGACCUGACUCCAAAGCACCUGACAAAAGUGACGAAGCAGAACACCAAAGCGAAUGGUUUACCACGGGUGAGACUGAGGCUGCAGACUCCAGGACAUAAUACUGUCGUUCGCCACAGUCCAGCAGUAAAAGCAGUGAGCAAGAUCAAGUGGACAGAGGCCCUUGUCGUAGAACCGGAGUACCACACACCCUCCAAGGCAGUGCGCACCAACAAGCCAAUACUGGUCGAGAAACCUGGUCAUGUGUUCCCAUAUCAAGAUGAAAAGCCAUCACCGGUGGGAUUCUCCCGGCUGGCACGGACGCGCACCCUGGGAAGGAAAAGUCUUGAAGCACGCUAUGCGAAGUUAUUAGUCAAGGAAGAGAUGGAACGAGAUGCACAAGUCAAAGCAGCAUCACGUGGAAGGGGCAAAGGUGCAAGACAUGGAGCUAAAAAAGCGCCCCCUAUGGACUGGAGUCAAGCGAGUCCAAAAGUCGAUACUGGUUUAACUGGGAGGCGUAAUCGAGGAGGGAGGCCCGGCGGUAUAAAAAUGGAACCAUUGGAUUCGCCGAGACAACUAGUGACCCCAGUGAAGCAGGAACCUGGGUCUAUGAGACCGGGAAGCAGUAAGAAGAAAUAGUGUGUGCUCUUGUGGUAAAACGUGUGUAAGAAAUAACUCUUAAAACAAGGCUAAUAAGGCCUUACAUUGACAUCAAUAUUCGUGAACAGUGUUGAUCAGACUUUGGACUUUGGACUUACUUUUAUUGGCUUGCUUGAUUCUAUGUUAAAGCGGGGCACGGCACCGUGCCUUUUCUCAAGUUUGUCUAAUUGCCCUACCUCUUUCACCAGUGGCUGGUGAAUGUCCAUUUCAAGCAGGGCGCUGCACCCUGCCCUUUUCUGUCUUGCCCUUUCUGAUAUCUUGUUGAAACUCUGAUGUGUGCAAAUAUAUUGGACAACACUUUUCACACAAACAUGUAUGUAAA